Messenger RNA from Dermacentor andersoni, 10392 nucleotides. RefSeq names its product transmembrane protein 62-like. NCBI's taxonomy places the organism in Eukaryota, Metazoa, Arthropoda, Arachnida, Ixodida, Ixodidae. Gene Ontology annotation, molecular function: hydrolase activity. The record is from RefSeq and is a predicted model, not a curated record.
CGGCGAUUGUGGGUGGAUGCGGCAAAGGGCUCUGUGGUCCGACAGUAUUUUAUUUCCUCCCUUCGCGCGGCCUGCCGUGACUGCCACGCCUGACUGCAUAGCUUGACAGCGCCAUCGGCGCUGAACGCAAACACACUUGUCACUUGCGUCAUGUGUCACAGCUGACGUUGCCCGGCUCGCGGCGAUGCGAUGAGGGCGACGACGAAGAGACGGCCACUGCGGCCACUGAUUCCUUUCACGAGGGGAGCAGUCCGCUUCCACAGGAGCUUUUUUCUUCUUCCUCAAACGCUACCUGGCACGCCCUUGUCGCGAUUAGAAAACGGCGCACAUCUGUGAUUCAUGUUGAUACAACCGAAUGUCCAAUCCGCCGCGACCAAAACCGCAGAGCAUGGCGUGUACGAAGCGAUUGCUGGCUGUCCUCGUGUUUUUUGUGCUCGCGUUACUAUAUGUGGCGAGCAUCGACGAUUCGUCCCAGCAAGAACAGAUGUGGCCUGCCGAAGUUUACGACGCCUCGGCGGACACUGUACCCAACGACGAACACCGCCACCUCAUGUACUUCGUUCAGGUCACUGACACGCAUCUAAGUGGCUCCGUACCGCAGCGUGCAGUGCAAUUGAAGGAAUUCAUUGCUGAAACCAUAAUGAAAAUCAUCAAGCCACCUGUUAUAGUAAUGACAGGUGACAUAGUAGACUCUCUGGGUGCUCGUUUCCUGGACUCUGGUCAGAUGCGCGAGGAGUGGCAACAAUACUGGCGAGCCAUCUAUGAAACCGGUGUUACACGCAAGCAUAUCUGGUUGGAUAUUCGAGGAAAUCAUGAUAAUCUGAAUCUUGCUUCUGUGGAACACGAGCACAACUUUUACAGGGUGUACUCUGUGCAAGGACGGCAACAUUUGCAUUCGUAUUCCUACACCCACCAUGAUGGUGGUGAUCGCUACACAUUUAUUGGCAUUGAUACCUGCACUGAUCCCGGUGUCAAGCGACCGUUCAACUUCAUCGGCUCUCUGCCCCAGGCUGAACUGAGCAGCUUGCAGCGCAUUCGAGAGGAGACACGGGGAAGCAACAUGACCAUCUGGUUUGGUCAUCACCCAACGCGCAGUGUGUCUUCUGAGGAAAUCCACGAGCUGCUCAGGUUUGGUGGCCCAUACCUGUGUGGCCACUACCACAGUCUGCUGGGUUUCUUCCGAGGCAUGUAUGCGCUGCAGCCAUCGGGGUUCCUCGAGCUAGAACUGGCCGAUUGGAAGACCGGUCGCCUGUUCCGGGUUGCAGCAGUGGACCAUGGUCUGUUCAGUUUUGUGGAUGUACGUUUCCGUGAGUGGCCCAUAAUCCUUGUUACAAAUCCAAAGAGCGCUGUGAUGGCCAUGCCUUCUGUGGAGCCAUUGCAACGCAUUACCCAUUCUACUCACAUCAGGGCCCUGGUGUUCUCGCCCGUGCCAGUGUCAGAGGUGCGCUGCAGUGUGGACAACAGCCAUUGGCAGCCCCUGAAGCAGGUUGCCGAGGGUCCCUUGUGGGUCGCUCCAUGGGACACCAAGGAGAUCUCGCCAGGGCUGCACACUCUUGUGGUGCAGGCCAUGGACCAUGAAGGAGUCUGGUCGGAGGCUUAUGUGGUGACCUUCUCGGUGGAUGGCGCCCUGCCCGCCCAUGAUGUGGCCAUGCGCAUCCUUCUACAGGGCGGCAUCAGAGCGUUGCGGUUCCUGUUUGUCGUGAUCAUCCUAGCAUGUGUGCUGCCACUGUGCUGGAUCAAGGCAGUCCAGACGUCAACAUGGUUGGGUCCUCCUGACCUCAGUCCAGGUCGUCGUCUGUGCUGUGGCUGCUUCACCCGAAACCUUCACCUGCUGGUCUCGGUGGACGUGCUCUUCUGGCCAUUGGUCGCCCUGCCUCUCUACGUGGCCAUAGGACCAUGGUUUGUGGGUGAGAUGGUGGAGGGCCACUUGGGUGCCUGCUUUGUCUGGGGCAUCAUUGUCUACGGCAGAUUCCUGCCCGGUGGACUCUCCUACUUCUAUGGCAUGGUUUUUAUUGCGAUGUGCUAUGUGCCAUUGGUGUGCUGCCUGGGAUGCACACUGUGGCGAAGGCGCCAGGCAUUGCGUGCGGGCGCCGCAAACCCAGCAGUGAGUGCGCUGCCACUGGUGGCUGUGCUGGCCCUCCAGUGCCUCUGGGCAGCCCUGUUUGUCCUUGCCUAUGGCUACCUGGCACUGAUCUUUGGCUUCCUGCUUGUCGGCGCACCCGUCGUCUCUGUCAUCAGCUGGCAGCGGGCGCGUACACUGCCCUACCACCGGCUCGAAAAGUUCGAGCGGUUUGUAGGCGGUGGCGCAGCCAGCAAUGGCGCGGCCAAUAGCAAAGCUGGUUCCAGCUGACAGCCGCCCGCUUCCAUUCCUUCUUCACCGUAGCUUCUUUUUCAAUCUUACCGGUUGUAAUAUCCUCUUCGUAAAAUGUCAUGUUGUGAUCUCUAGUCAUUUCUUAUUAGUUAGGCUGUGCAUCCCUGUACGUUUGAGCCAUUGGCGAAAGCUUAUGUUAACCCUUUGUUUACUGUAGGAAAUGACAAAGGUUUCACCGAAUUUACCAGAAAUGUGGUGUGCAGAUGGCUAUGUUUCUAGUGAAAGAAUUUAAGCAACCCAUAAUAAACACAGACUAUAUACAAUAGAGCUUACGUUGACAUGCGCUGUCCUCUAGUGUUGAGUACUGCAACUAAAAGCAAGCUGGGUAUAUACAGUCAUAAUGGCUUCACACUGUGAGUUAUAUUCCUCGUGAAAACUAUGCACGUCAUUGGUUAUAGUGGUGUAAAUUCUGAUGUCAGCUAUAACCAACAUCUAUAAUUGCUAGAGAAAGGGUUAAAGCAGCUGGUGUAAAUUGGGGUAAAUUGGUUUGCACUUGAAAAUGAUCUAUUGUAUCUUAGUGCUCUUAGACCAUUUUCAAGCUUCUGCCAAGACUUCACACAACAACAGAAGUGACAAGCAGAUGUGAUUCUAACAAGGUAUUCAAGAAAUCUUGAGAGUGUGCCAGGUUUCACAUGACAUUUUUCACAGCUGAGCAGAUUGAAGAGUUGUGGCUACGACUUUGUCUUGGGGCUUAACCAUGAACAGUACUUGGGUGUUGUGCCACACAGAAGUGCUACACUGGAAAGCUUUGGAGGCAGUGGUUCUAACUUGCUUCACAUGAUUUUUAGGCAAGAGAUGAACAAACUUGGAUGGCUAAAGUGAGUACGCUUUAACUUGGCAGGAGGGACAGACCUGCCCGAACUUGGAUGCAAGAGAUGCUGGUGGCCUUUAGAACUACUUGGCUUUUAGUUUAGUUGGUACUAGCUGAAGAAUGUAAUUACCAUUGGACUACAGUUAAACUUUGAUAUAACGAAUUUCAGUAUAACAUAAUUCUCGAUAUAAUGAAGUAUUACAUUUUUUAUUAGUUCUUGUCCGUGGAACAGCAUAUAUUUUGCAGGUCAAUAUAAUGAAGCAUGUUUAUACAUGAUUUCAAUAUAAUGAAAUUUCACUGCCACCGGGAAUGAAUACUGAGACAACAAAUGGAUACUUCUGUGGAUGCAGAUUAUCAAGUGGUUCAAUAACAUGUGGCUGCUUGCGAAUGCACUUUUCAAAUUGCCCGCCACGUGGCCAAGAGCAACCAUCGAAACAGAGCAGCAUCAUGUUUCGUAUAAAGUCCACAUGUGAUAAUAUCCUAUCGUGUCCUGUGUGCUGUAUGCUUUAGGUGCUAGUGAAAGCGUGCAAGGAUGCACCAAGAAGGGUAGUGGCUCGAUGAGCGCCAUCUUUCCAAGCAAGCAAAGGGAAAUAGGGGAAGGGAGCAAGCUCGCCAUAACAUGACCAAGCACGCACGAGGGUUGGAAGGAAGGGCACAGGGGGCAGGUUGGCAGACGUCUCCUUUGCUAGCGUGGCCGUGGCUGCGCAUAGCUGAGCACAUACGCAGCUCACGCGCCCUGCUUUAGAGGUAAUCUGCCGCUUGAGCAAAGACUGGACAAGCUUAGAUGGUGUGGCAUCAUGUGCUGUCUUUCUGCGCAUUUAGCACUGGAGGUUGCAUAAUCUUGAGUUCCAGAAACAUGUUGAAAAGAGACGCAGACGACGCAGUCACUUCCUGCUGCCAGCACUUUUCAUGAUAGCAUCGUCCCAUUGGGGGCAACACUAUUAGCCGCGAGGGUGGGAGUGGACGCAAAAGCAUAGCUGGCUUUGCUUUUUACCGCCAAUUUGAUAUUGUCGACAAGGCAUAAAACCAUAUGUUUCAUCGAAGACACUCAAAUUUAACAAAAUGAUUUUUCUCAUUCAAAUUUGCUUCUUUCAAUUUCCCGAUAAUUCAAAAAAAUUUUGGCGCCACUUCAUGUAAGAAAAAAAUCCAUCGGCUGCUCUACUUAUUUGCAUAAAAGAUAGAAUUUAAAUAUAAUAAAAUUCCUGUAUAAAGAAGCAAAUUGCCAAUUUUACUGACUUUGUUAGAUUGAGGUUUAACUGUAAUAGACACUAGAAUAAAGAUGAGGAAACACUGACGAUCCACUCAUGUCACCAUUGGUGUUUUACUGGCUGUUUGUUUUGGCUUGCGUUAUCUUGAUCGAACACAGGUCCUUAUAGCUGUACUAAAACACACUCGUCAAAUGAAAUAAAGUAGUGUUGGUUAUGGUGUUUUGGGGCCCUCAACGAUCCAAGGGAGCUGUAUGGGCUCUGAAAUAUCAGAAUCAAUAUUACAGUAGACUUCCGUUAAUUAAACUCUGGUUAAUUCGAUCCUGACCAACGGUCCCGGCCAGUGCCCAUGCAUUUCUAUGAGCCCAAACUUUCCUUAUUUAAAUCCUAAAAUUGGCCUUUGCCAGAUAAUUCGAAUCUGACCAUGAGCACACACAUGCCUGACCCCUGUGGUGACCCCAAUAGUGACCCCUCUAGUGGCAGUCUUGGUGGAGCUUAGGCGACAAUGAAUGCGUUGAACACAUCAUCUCCUGUCGAAAGUGCCUAUUCUUGGCCUGCCAUGGGAAGGUUUUCAAGCAAUAAUCGUAGGUCACAUUGUCUGAUAAAGACAUUUGCUUGACAUAUACCUGAUAUUUACCUCUGCGUGCCCUCAUAAAAAGGGGACACACUUUUGAUUCGUGUGCAUGUUAGAAUCGGGAAAAUACUGCCAAUUGAAUCGGCAGUGUGUUUUGUCUUUUUUUUUUUUCACCUUUUUUAAUUCAACCAGCUGCAUAAUUGAUCUAUUUCAUCGGUCCCAUGAGGGUCGAAAUAACGGAAGUCAACUGUAUCUUACAAUACUCAUGUGAGCCUUGAAACGCCAGAAUCACUUUUAUUUUUUAUUUUAUUUGGCAAGUAUGUUUAGUUCAGUUAUGGUCCUUUCUCGUCAGAUGGGUUUCCGUUGAAAAUGAGACUAUAGGUCUCUAUAGUAACCUUGCUAAACUACAAGUACACUUUUUCUCAAGGGAAAUACUUAGCUUUCAUGCACUUCUGAUGAAUGUUGAUUAAUGCAGUUACGAGGACACUUGUUAAAUCUCUGAUGUUAGUGUUUGAACCACUAUGGUAAUUCUAUUUUUUUAGAACUUGCUUUUGUUUUACAAGAGAAUUAAGACCUGCAUUUUACAAGAGAGUUCAGCAGCUUAAAGGGGUGUCCAUCCAACCUGACUUUGUGCUUUAAAGUAUUUUGUUCUACAUAUAAAAAAAAUGUUUUGAUGUACAUCCAGUUUGUUGAAUUUAUUAAACUAUUUCAUUCAGUAUUUGAUUAUCCUAAAUAUUUGCACAGCUUUUCCAUGAAUAAGCUGUCACAUUUAAAAUGACACCUGCUGACCUACCGCGGCGCCGUUUCCCCAUCCGCUUUCUUGGGUAUUCAUGUUUCCUAGUAGAAUCCUCGGAGUGUUAGCCAGUUCCACCACUCACAGACCUUGGUAGCAGAUGUUGCGGGAUCGUUCUCCACCUGUGGCAAGUUGUUUCUUCAUCCACUUUCAUUUCAAUUAAUUUAUCGUUGUAUUUCAUUUAUUAAGCACAAGUAAUUUCCCCUAUGUUGUCCUUGGUGUCAGUGUUUGUUGGCUUCUUAUAUGAUUAAUAAAUAUUGGGCCCCUUGGUUAACCCCCUUUCUUCUCGUUUACCUGCUGACCUGUAACAUUUACACCCUCCUCAAAUGCUACCAAGAGAGCUCAUGAGCUUCUCCUGAAUUUGUGGCGAAAAAGUGCAGCUCGGUGUGAUUCUCUGUAUAUCUAUUUUCAUUUACUGCACUGACUUUCCAGCUUAAUGCAUCCAUCUUGUGCUGUUAAAAUGAUCUCUAGGAAAGGAAACCACUAGUACAGGCUUUCCUGCACAAUUCACUAUAAACUGCUGCAAGUAUGUAUUUGUGUAAACUAAUUAAAGGGACACUAAGGAGAAACUCUAGAUUAGUUUAGACUGAUAAAGUACAUUUUGAGAAACAUGUUUUCAUCAAUCUUAUGGUAAGGGAUUGAUUACUAGCAGAGAAAACGAAGGGCAAACUUUCAGGCUCUGAAUUUUGCCCCCAGCACUAGUAUGUCGGUGGGACAUCACUGAUUUCACAUGUUUUAAGUUUUUUGUAUUUGGGUCUUUGUGGCCCACUAAGAGCUAUCGUACCUUGCCAAGUUCAGUCUUUGGCUCCUUUAGAAUACAAUUUGCCAUCUGUAAAAAAUUAUCUGUGCUCAAGCAGAUGUCAUCAAAAUUGAUGAGGCCACAGCAAGCAAGUAUGGAACUUUGAGGCAGUGUUACCACCCGUAUUUUGUUUUUUACAUCCUUUCCGACUUUCCAAUCCUCCUGCCGUAGUAAAAGCAGUUUUUUUUGCUAUUUUGGAGGGUAAGCUAAACAAGUGUCCCAAAGCAAUAGUAUAGAGCAGGACCAGGGUUAUGAUUCUAUAUUUAGUUGACCCGGCACUUAACUUGCUUAAUGUGCAAGAUCUAUUGAAUGUCGGGACUAACAACGGAUCAAGUUACUUUUCUUUCUAGUGUUUUUUUAGGUUAUGUGCACCUUAAAAAUGCCACCAGCACCUGACAUCUAUGUCGCUGUGCGUAACUGAAUCCACGAGUUCUAUGCUGAGAAAACAUGUAGGAAAUUGGAGAUAGUGCCUGUGUGCCCCUCAAGCACAGGAAUUGUGUGCAAUUUGCUCAUUUGUAUUAACUUUAUCCCCUUGGCUUUAAGCAUUCUUGUCAUUUCUUGCACUUUCUCGAGCUCAUUUUUCAUGGUUAACUUACUAUAUAGCAGCAAUUCGCCUCGCUUAUUAGUGUGUAAUUGCAAUUAUUCAUCCAUUUUCAAAAAUUAUAAGAAAAAUUGUUUUCAUUUUCAUAAGUUGCUUACCCGUUGGGUGUAUUGGUAGCCAUAUAUUAUACUAACUCUAUGACACAUUACUUCAAAAUUGUAUUAGUGGUUCACUAAAUAUUAUGCGAGAAAAUGGUUUGCUUUGGAUGUGAAGUGUUAAGUAUUAACUGGGUCUAGAGAUAUUGAGAGGCAAGUACAUAGUUCCAUGGUGGAUGAAUGAUAUCAGCACCAUAAUUUCCUCUAGUUGUCUUAGUUUUAAGGUCUAUAAAUAAGCAAUGUUCUAGUUGACCACAGCAGAAUCUAUAUGUCAGUCUUUCUCAAAAUUUUGCCACUGUUGCUGCUUUGCAAUGUUUGGUGCACCUUUCAGCAUAGUAUGAAAUGUUGUUGGUUAACUUUGGCCAUGCACUGAUGCUUACCAGUCCACAUUAAACUGGUACUGUAGUUUACAUUUGGUUUGACAUUGUACAUUGUACAUUGGUAUGACAUUACUUUUCUUACUUUUUUCUUUUUCUUUUUUACUGUCUGCCACACCUGUCAAGUCACAUUUUCAUUACGUCAAGUGUUUGUAUGCAUAUUGCAGAUCAAUAGAGUAUACAGACAACAGUUGAUAUUUCUGUUUACUAUUUAAUUAUAUGUUGAUGUACACUGGUAUCCGGUACCCUUGUGGCUUGUGCCAGUUAGUAGGCCAAAUUGGGUCCUGGGCACGGCCAUAGGUGUAGCACCAAAACGGGCUGCUGGGCCAGUUGGUACGUGAUCUUAGCUAAAAACUGAGCCUAAAAAUGAGACAAGACAAGGGAGACAAUUGGAGAGGCUAGCAGUACCCUUCCAGUUUUCUCUCUUGCCCUGUGUUGUUUUUGUGCUUGGUUUUUAGCUCUAAAUGGGUAUUGCCAAUUUGUACCUUUCUUACAGUAAAGGAAUGUUCAAAGAAUUAAGUGCUUGUAGCCAUGCAAAAGGAAUAGUACUAAAAUCUUCUCAAUUGUCUUGUGCUCAAAAGCAACAGAGCUGGACUGUAUGUGCUCUCUGUUUCACAAAAGAUGUGUCACUGAUCUUUGAAACAAUUGUGUGACGGUGAUCAUUUGCAAUCGAAAAGUUAAAGAUCUGUCAGGCCCUCUGAAGAGAGGAUUCCAUUAUUAAAAGAAUGAAAGUAAACCUUAUAUACAAGCUAUUUACAUGGCAAUCAGUUUGUCUUGAAGCUAAACCAUUUUACCUCUUUGAACAUAAGGUGCUUGAAAUUAACCCAGAGUCCCUCACUACGGCAUGCCUCAUAAUCAUAUUGGGGUUUUGGCUCAUACAACCUCGGGAUUAAAUUUUUUUAUUAUUUCUCUUCAUAGUAAAGGGCAGUAGUGAUCAAAACGAGCCAGGUGUCAUUGCCAGAUCCAUUAUUAGCUAAGCAGGCUUGAAUAUGCAACAUUCAAGCAUCAGAGAAAGAGGAAUGUUUAGUUGCACAGUCGAACCUCGUUAUAACAGUCACAUCCAACAUGAAAACACCAUCAUUAUUUCCAGUAUUCAUUAUACAUGUAUAUUCAUUACAUGUUAAUAUCAGCAAUAAAUGUUUUAGAUAUAUGCUUCUUAUAUCUGAUAAUUUGUUAUAUCUCUGUUCAUGGGGUGUACAAAUACUUAAGAUUUUGAAUACAGAUAGUAUACUUGUUGUUAUUCAAUUCCUAUUUAUUUGUGAAUUCAGUGUUCGAAGUUGUCAAAUAUUCAUUUAUUUUUGAGUAUAAGGGAUAAUACUUAUUUGAGUGUGCAGGGAGAAAACCAGCUGCUAGCUGAGGGCAGCAGUUCCUCCAGAGAAUGCACGGUGUUAUCUUCUGCUCAAUAAUUUGCACUCCUUCAGUAAGGAUGCCGUGUCUUUAAGCAGUCUAUGAAUUUAUAUUUUCAGACAAGGCUAUUUAUUAUUCGGUAAAAAUCUUGGUCACGUUUGCAAACAUUUAAAUAAAAUGUUGUGCAGUGCUGUAGUAAUACACUUGGCUCCGUCAACAUCUGGUGACAUGCUGUUAUGUUUCAUGACUGUCAUUGUCAUGGUGCACCAGAUGCAAUCUCCUGACCAAAACUGUCCAAAAUAGAUAUAUCUUCAGAUUUUACCUAUGCCCGAGUCGCACCUCUAACCUUGGAAAAUGAAAAAUGCUUUCUUCUUCCAAAUGAAGCUUAGAGAAUGGAAUAAAGGUAAGCACAAACUUCAAACGUUAUGGAAAGAAAGACAGAGUUCCAUCCCAUUUGAAGUUUGUGGUUUCCUUUAUUCCAUUCAGUAAUGAACCAACUAGCCCAGCAACGCAUUUUGUUAAAAUGAAGCUUAGUUUUGCGGUACUGAGACGUAGGCAGAGUUGUAUGUUGCGUGGAUAUGUUCUUAUUGGUGUUGUUCUUCUCAGCUUCCUCUACGUGCAUGCAAAACUCACUUUCCGAAAGCACACACAAAAUCUUUCAGUGAGAAAAUGAAAGUGCACUCUGUCUUGCAUGAAAUUUUAACAAAAAGGAAACUGGAUAUGGUACGUUAAGUCUUUGUGGUAGCCUCAGCCCUGAGAAAACUGUUUCCAGAUCAAUUCCUUGCAUCUUGUGUUAAGAUUACAUUUACAGAUGCAAGGUCUAUGCAACUGCCUCGUUAGAAGUUUUUAUUUUUAUUCCAUGGGUCUGCUAACCUUUCUCUUUACUCAAUGCAUUCAUAUUGUGUACAGGCCUGUGGGCUGUGCUUCUGCACAACUCUCUGUGACAGUGGAGGGAGAGCUACACGGCCAAAGCUUCUGCUCAAGUUACAGUGCAAUGCAGUCUGGCAGGAUUUGAUAGUGCUUCAGUUUCUUGGAAUAGAUACUGAAUCAGGGUAGAUUCCACAUCUGACAGCUUUGCAUUUGCCUAAAUGCUGAAGUGAAAAUGGGAAAAAGUGAAAAUAUUGAAUGGUGUAUUUUGUCUUAAAUUUAUUAUAAGAACUGUAGUAAAUAAGAUGUUUGUUUCCUGUUUCCCAGCUUAAACUAAUGUGAAUGAGAAUUUAAAAUUGUUUUUCAGCAGCACUCUUGUGUGCACUUUACCUCCGUAGCUUUCCCUCUGUUGCCACAGAAACUUGACUGUGAGUACGACCAUGUUGCAGCUUAGGCUUGCAUCCAUCUGUGAUGUUAGUCACCAGCAGAGUAGCAGUAUUAGUAUUGCAUGGUGCCUCACCUCAAUAAUAAAGAAAUGUUCUUGGUUGUGUA